Messenger RNA from Dictyostelium purpureum, 1440 nucleotides. RefSeq lists its product as uncharacterized. The record is from RefSeq and is a predicted model, not a curated record. Lineage: Eukaryota; Evosea; Eumycetozoa; Dictyosteliales; Dictyosteliaceae. The coding region runs from base 1 to 1440 and encodes 479 amino acids. The transcript has 2 exons.
AUGUCAGAACCACAAGCAUCUCCAAAAUCACCAUACCCAAGUAACUUUGCCCCCGCAUACCGUUAUAAAUCAAAUCCACCACAACAACCAAAACCAGCACCAAUACUACAACCAAUUCCAAUUUCACCAACAAUACCAAACUCACCAUACCCAUACACUUUUGUUCCAUCAUACAGAUAUCAAAAAGUUUCAACAUCUACACCAUUAUCAACAACAACCCAAUCAGAAACCAGUUCAUCUUCAAGUUUUAACUUAUCUGGUAAUCCAACAGAUAAAAAAGAAUCAACAACAAAUAUCUUUGGCGGAAAAACCUCACCUUGUUUGGAAACAACCCUAUUAACAACCACUAAACCAUCACCAUUUGGGGCACCAUCAACCACAACUACAUCAGAACCAGGACCAAAAUCAUCACCAGAACCAGAUCCAUUUGGCGCACCAAAAGCCACUACACCAGGACCAGAACCAUCACCAUUUGGCGCACCAUCUGUAAAUUUAGUUGGUAAUUCAACAAGCACCAGUUUUUCAACAAUCUCAUCCUCAAAUUUAUUUUCUAAUCCUUUUAAAGCACCACUCCCGGGAACAUUCACAGCAUUUUCAUCACCAUUUGGUGAUCCAACAACAACCUCGAUUGCCUCAUCAUUCAAUAUCCCAACAAAUUCCUCAAGUUUGGCAACAUCCCCAUCAACAACUGCUUCAAUUGAUAAUGAUCACCUUAUUAACCAAAUUAAUAAAUUAAAUGAGCAAAAUAAAGAAUUAAUGAAUCAGUUAGAAAUAUUAAAAGAACAUAAUCAACAACAAUUGUCUCAAUCAAAUAACGAAGAUCAAAUUAAUCAGCUAAGUCAUGAAAACAAACAAUUAAAAGAUCAAUUAGAAUCAUUAAAACAACAAUAUAGAGAUAAAGAAGAGUUAUUAAAUCAAAUUGAAAAAAUAUUAAAUCAAGAUAAUAAAGAAAUAUUAGAUCAAAUGGACUCUCUUUAUAAUAAUAAUCAAAAUCAACAACACGACAAUGCUGAAUAUGAAAAUCAAGUUAACCAAUUAAAAGAAGAAUUAGAAUCACUAAAAGACAAAAAAACUGAAGAUAUUAUCCAAUUAAAAGAAGAAAAUAAUCAAUUAAAACAUCAAUUAGAAGCAUUAAAACAAAAAGAUAGAGAUAAAGAGGAAUUAUUAAAUCAAAUUGAAAAAAUAUUAUAUCAAGAUAAAUCUCCAUUUGGCGCACCAUCAACUUCAGCUAGAGCUACACGAUAUCCAUUUGACGUACCAUCAACUUCAACUACACCAUCACCAUUUGGCACACCAUCAACCACAACUACACCAGAACCAGGACCAGGACCAGAAUCACCAUCAACUUCAACUACACCAUAUCCAUUUGGCGCACCAUCAAUUACAAAUCCAACUCCAACUCCAACUCCAACUCCGAUUCCUACCCCACAACCAACAUAA